Aureococcus anophagefferens is the source of this 11439-nucleotide messenger RNA. RefSeq lists its product as hypothetical. The transcript is spliced from 7 exons. NCBI's taxonomy places the organism in Eukaryota, Pelagophyceae, Pelagomonadales, Pelagomonadaceae. Gene Ontology annotation, biological process: calcium ion transport. Bases 1 to 11439 code for a protein of 3812 amino acids. The record is from RefSeq and is a predicted model, not a curated record.
AUGGCGCUCCACCACGCCGGGGACAGCGGCACGUCCAUCCGGCUGGGCGACACGAUCUGCCUGGCGCUCAUCGGGCAGCGGGGCUUCCUGACGGCCGACGGCGUGAGCGACAACAACCUCGUCUUCGAGAAGCUGCACCACGGCGUGAACAUGCCGCCGAACCCGCGGGACGUGCGCUUCGUCGUGCGGCGCAUGGCGAACCGGCGCGCGCAGAACGAGCUCAACCGGCUGCACGCCAAGGCCGACUACGGCUACGGCGGCGCGGUCAACGGCUCGGGCUACGACGGCCGCGCGGAGCUCCAGCGCCUCGCGGAGCUCGAGGAGCAGCAGAACGCCGACGACAACCGGCGCCUCCACCGCACGCCCGUGCGCUACGGCGCCGUGGUGGAGCUGCACCACGUCGGCACGGGCAAGGUGCUGUGCAUCGUCAGCGACCAGGGGCCGAACCCGGGCACGCUCGACAUCCAGCUAAAGGACCCCAGCGAGGCGUCGUCGGACGCGCACGUGCGUCUGUUCCCCGCGCUCAACAGCCACGACUCCCACGUCGACGCGCUGACGAUCCGCAACGGGAACCUCGUCGUGUUGGAAUUUGUCGAGCAGGCCAUGCGGCUGCUGAUCACCGACGGCGCGGCCGCGGACAAGGAGCGGCCCGCGGGCACGCUCCGGACCCGGGGCCACCCGCACGUGUCGCGCGUCGACGGCGUCUGCGCGACGCACACGGCGGGCCUGCGCAUGGAGAUCAUGCAGCUCCGGGCCGCGGAGCCGGAGACGUCCCUGGAGAAGCGGCUGAAGCUCGCGCGGCGGCUCAACGGGAGCGACGUCGUCAAGCUCGCGUUCACGCAGACGCUCGAGGAGCUCGCGUUGCCGGCCGCGUCCUGGUCGACGUCGUCGCAGCUCCCGACGACGACGCGGCCCGUGUUCGACCGGUCCAUCUACAAGCAGCAGACGUUCACGAACUCCAUGAGCUGGUGGGUGCUGGAGAAGACGGAGAUGCCCUCCGGCGCGGAGGAGAUUUUGGCCGGCGUGCGGCACCACUACCGCAUCAAGCACUUCGUGACGGGCGUCUACCUGGGCUACGUGAACCGGGGCCAGCAGCGGUCCGCGGAGGACGAGGGCGGCAUCGAGCUCACGACGUGGCGGAGCUUGCGGGAGGACAAGCUCGGCACGACGCUCUUCAGCCUGCGGCUCGUCGCGCCCGGCGGCCCCUUCGGGGACGGCGCGGACCGGUCGCCGGGCGGCGACGCGGCGACGGCGCCGCUCUGCGACGGCGACACCGUGAACAUCGUCUCCGUCGUCUCGGGCUACGCGCUCAACUGCCACGUCGCCGUCGCCGUCCACGGCCGCGAGCCCAGGCUCGAGGCCUUCAAGGGCGCCCACGCCCAGCAGAGCGCCUUCGCCGUCCACCGCUGCGCGGAGGAGGAGGCGCGCAAGGUCGUCUUCGCGAGGAGCUGCCGCAACAAGCUCGUGCUCUGCGUCGGCUUCGAGGACAAGAACAAGCGCCACACGCGCGCCAUGUCCAUCAAGUCCUCCGCCGACGCGCUCUACGCCCUCUCGUCGGCGGAGGAGCAGCAGCAGCGCGUCGACAUGCUCACGCGGACCAUCGACGACAUGCGCGCGACGUGCGGCGGCGCGGGCCGCAGGGCCCAGGGCAGCAAAAGGGUGAUUCAACGCAAGGCCGACAAGGGCAAGGACCAGCGCAGCAGCGUCGCCUACUCCAUGCAGAUGCUCCUCGCGGAGCAGGACAUCCCCCGACUGGUGCUCACGGCGCUCCAGAUGUGCCGGAACCACCUCGACACGGGCCCGGGCGCGCGCGGGCUGAGCGCCGCGUGCGCCAAGUUCCUCCUGAAGAUCACCGCGGGCAACAUGGUCGUGAAGCGGCUGCUCGCGGAGCAGGAGGCGCUGCUGUUUGAUUUUUUGGGCAAGGAGGUCGACAUCGAGGCGCUGCUCGUCGAGAUUUACCGGGACAACCAGGCCGCGUUGCGGGAUCCCAAGGAGGGGCUCAUCGACCGUCUGUUCCAGGCGGGCUCGGACGCCGCGGGCUGCCUGCCGGAGAUUCUGGAGCUGUACAGCGCCCUCACGGUCUGCGACGGCGUGCCCAUGAAGCACAACCAGGACCUCAUCGCCGCGACGGUCUUCGCGAAGCAGGACGGCGCGGGCUUUUUUCCGCGCGUCCGCGCGGCGCCCGACGAGCACGUCCAGGCGACCUACCGCCUCUUCAUGAAGGAGCGCGCCGGCGUCGCGUCGCAGAGUCCGGCGUCGCGGCCCGCGUCGCGGGGCGAGGGCCGGCCCGUGUCGCGGUCGGGCCGCGGCGACAGGGCGCCGGCGGACGCGCCCGCGGCCGCGGCGCCCGCGUCGACCGCGGCGAAGCGCGGCGUCGGCGGCAUGCUCCAGCGGGGCAACGCGACGAUCCGCCACUCCAUGAUCGGGAGGAGCCCGCUGAACAUGUCCACGCUCGGCCGGUCCAUGUCCAAGGGCGACGGCCUGUCCAAGGGCCGCCGCCAGGCGAGCCAGCUCUCCGCGUCGCCCCUGUCGCGCCAAAAGUCCAAGGACGCCGUCGGGAACUGGGUCGACGCCUGCUCCUACAUGCACAUCACGGAGCACAUCGUCGGUUCCAAGUCGCAGGAGCCCGAGCACCGGCUCCUCGUCUACGUGCGCCACACGUUCGUGCUCCUUGCGGACCUGUGCGGCCACCGGAACCGCAACGCGCGGAAGCUCCUGCUGCGCCAGCCCGCGCUCAGGGAGCUCGUGGACUACGCGGCGCUGACGGGCGUCGUCCAGUCCGCGAUGGUGCCGUCCUUCGUCCGGUCCGCCGCGAGCCGCCUCUGGCACGCGCUCUACGUGGACGCGGAGCCCCACGCGCCCCAGCCCGUGCUCUGCACGGCGCGGUCGCGGAGCCACUUCCGGGUCACGGUCAAGCGCAGCGACCGCUUCGACGAGGCGGACGUCGACGCGCUGUCGACGUCCGUCGACGAGGCGCCGUCCUUACCGAAGCUCUUCGCGGACGUCAUGCACCCCCUCGCGUCCCUCACGGGGUCCGCCGAGAGCCUGGGUACGGACCCGGCGGGCCCCGCGGACCGCGCCACGGAGGCGGGCAAGGGCCGCGCCUUCGCGACCGCGGGCAAGCCCGGCGAGGGCCGGUCGUUCGGCACGAACCGCAACUUCGGCGGCGCCCAAAAACCCGCGGCCCACCGGCGGAGCCUGAUCGCCGAGGAGACGCUCCACGUGCCCGGGAGGCCCCAGGCCGCCGGCCGGCGGCGGUCGACGCUGUCGCGGGUGAUGCUCGCCGCGGGCGGGAGCCGGUCCGCGAAGGCCGAGGAGGCGACGUCGAACCACCGCCUCGAGCUGAUCCUGUGUCUGCUCAAGACCAUGGAGCGGCUGCUCUCCUUCGGGGUCGUCGACGCCGUCGCCGCCGUCGUGCCCGACGCCGCCGUCGAGGCGAGCCGCGGCGCGGACGCGCCGGAGCAGGGCGACGUCGCCGUCCGCGGCACGCUCGCGGCGCAGUCGCCGCGCGUGUCGCCGGGCCUGCGCCUCGGCGGCGAGGAGAAGGCGCCGGACUCGCCGACGGGCCGCAAGCCCAAGUUCCCGACGCUCGGCGGCGGCUCGUCGCCGGACCGGGGCGUCGACGGCAAGACGCGGCGCGGGUCGCGGCUCGGGUCCUUGAUCGCGGUCAAGGAGGCGCCGUCGGCGCGGCCCCAGACCGUGCAGACCAUCCUAUUGGUCGUCAUGAAGGUGCUCAACCUGAAUUCCUGCGUCGCCAGCACGCCGAGCCGGUCGAAGCGCGUCAUCGUCCACGACCUCAACCGCGUCGCUUUAUCGGUCGUCAAGACGCUCUUCCACCGCCAGCUCAACACGCAGCUCAACCGCUUCCAGGCGGCCUUCGAGGCGCGCCUGGUCGAGGAUCUGCGGGUCCGCGACGAGUACGCGAAGAAGGUCGACGCCAUCGCCAAGCGGCGCGCGGAGAGCCAGGCCGCGGUCCUCCGGCGCGGCCACUCGGGCGGCCGGAGCCCGUCCGCGAUCGUCCGCAUGCAGUCCAAGCUCUCCGGCGAGCCAUCGGGCGGCAAGCGGCCCACGGCGGUGAGCGCGCCGCCCGUCGAGGCGCCGCCGCCGAAGCCCGGGGCCGUGACGCUCCUCGAGGCCGGGCGGCUCGACAUGACCGUCGCCGCGGCGGCGAAGCUCGCCGCGGAGCUCCACCGCGUGCCCAUCUUCAACGACGACCUCGACCCGAAGAUGCUCACGAACUUGAGCCUCUGCCUCCUGAAGCUCCAGACCUGCCCCGACGGCGACAUCCGCUCGGAGGCCAUGCGCAUCCUCGUGCGGAACGUCGCCGCGCGCGACGAGACGCUCGCGACGCAGCUCCAGCACGUCGCCUUCAUUAGCUCCGUGGAGGACUACCGCACGCUCUGCCACAUCCAGCAGGCGGCGAAGAUCCUCUGGCGGCUGUCGACUUAUGUAUUAGACAUGGAGGAGGACGUGCGGUCCGUCGCGGUCGCCAAGGCCGUCGACGUGCUGCGGUACAUCACGGACCUCGCGCGCGCGGCGUGCGACCGCGACGCGGACCGGGGGCCGGACCACGUGCCCAAGGAGCUCGCGAUCCUGCGGGGGUCGAACAUCCUGCCGGAGGUGCUGAGCCUCGUGCGCCUGCCGGCCGUGCGCGCGGCCGUCGACCCCGACGACGAGCUCCUCGAGCCGGACGGCGCCGAGUUCCAGCGCGGCUCCGCCGACAGCGAGUCGAGCUACGCGGCGUCGCCGCGGCCGAGCCUCGACUCCUCGGGCGCGUCGCCGAACGGGCGGCGGCGGACGCUUAAAAAGGGCGGCGACGACCGCUACUGCGACCUCCGGCCGAAGCCCGAGGCGCCGCCGGACCCGGGCCGCGUCACGGAGGAGGAAAUCCGGGCCGCGACGCCCGGCGGCGGCGAGUCCGAGGUCAACGAAGAGGAAACCGGCGACGGCGACCCGGGCGUGUCGCCCGAGGACCUCGAGGAGAUCGAGGCGCUGCGGAGCGCGAUCCACCGCGAGUCCAUGAAGGCGAACUUGCUGAGCCCCGAGUACCGGCGGCGCACCAUGGUCCAGCGCGAGAGCAAGGUCGCCGCCGUGCGGAACACGCUGCGCCACAUCGACGACUCGCGGGCCGUGCAGGCGCGGCGCCGCGGGUCCGCGGGGUCGGCCGCGCGGUGCUACGACCGGAACUACAUGGUGCUCAUGGAGCGCUGCAUGGAGUUCAUCGAGCUGUACUGCCGGGGCGGUCCCUCCUUCCAGGAGGAGGUCGCGCCCCACGCGCGCCACGUCCAGGAGCAUCUGGCCGUGGGGCCCUUGGAGGCGUCCGUCGCGAGGGCGCUCGGCUCCGUCUUCCGGAGCCACCCGCCGAUCCUGAGCUCCCUGGCGCCGUCGAUCUCCGAGACGGUCGUGGAGCUGACCUGCGUCAACGGGCGGCGGUUGCCCUACGUGAGCCUGCUGCGGGGCAUGCUCUACCUGGACGAAACCGCGCCGGAGCUCCGCAAGCUCCAGUCGUCCGUGCUCCAGGUCGUCAUCGACAACCAGCCCGUGCUCCUCGACCACCUCGGCGAGGACUGGCAGGACGACAUGCGCGCCUUCGUCGAGAAGCGCGAGUACCUUUUUGCGGUCGACUCCGUCGUGCGCUACCACGCGGCGUGCAUCGACCUGCUGGGCGCGUGCGCGAACGGCGCGACCGCGCGGACGCUCCACAGCCUGUUGAGCUUCGAGCAGUGCGCGGCGACGGUCAUCGGCGCCUUCAGCGAGGAGAAGCAGCUCGAGAUGCUCGUCGAGAAGCACAGCGAGGUGUUGGCGGCCGUGCGGAGCGGCGACGCGUCCGCGGGCGAGUCCUCGAACGACGACAGCGAGGACUCCUAUCUUUCCUCCGAGUCCGACGACGACGACGACGAGCCCGACGGGUUGGACGACUUCGACGAGGGCAACGACGACGACGACGCGGCGACGCGGUACUGGUUCGGCGUCGACCGCGACGACCACUUUCUGUCCACGCUCGCGCUCAAGGGCCCCUGGCUCCGGCUCAUCACCAAGGUCUAUUUGGAGUGCACGUCCUGCUCGCCGGAGAUGUUCGGAUCCAUGAUCUCCUGGAUCUGGCCCGACGCGCACCUGCGCUUGCUGCGGCAGACCGUGUCGGGGAACCGCAACACGGGCCGCGGCGCCGCGGGCAAGGCGUCCGGCCGCGACGGCGCGUCCAAGGCGGGCCGCGGCGGCGGCGUCGCGUCGUUUCUCGACGCGGCGUCCGGCGGGCCGCCGACGAAGUCGCUCAUGGAGGAGUUCGCGGAGGACGUGCGCCGGUGCCUGCGGUUCCGCGCGGACGCGGCGCGCGCCGCGGACGAGGAGGAGGCCUGGGGGCCCGGCGGCCCGGACCUGGGGAGCGCGUCGCCGGCGCACACGCGCGAGCCCGUGCCCGAGGCCUGGCACAGCGGGAAAUUGGUCGUGGACUACGUCUGCGACUGCGUCGUGCCGGCCGUCGAGGCGUGCUACGGCAACAAGUACCUCAUGCGGGAGCUCAUGCGGGGCAAGCUGCGGCCCAUGGACGACCGCUGCCGGAAGAAGCUGGCCAUGGCUUUGUUCGACUUCGUCACGGAGGUGGGGCCGGACCUGCUCGACGCGAAGCAGCUCGCGCGCGUCCACGGCGUGUUGGAGCGCUACCUCGACGUCGAAGCCGUUUUGACGGCGAACGUCGCCAAGCAGGCCCGCACGGCGACGGAGCGCGCGGCGGAGAAGCAGGCGCGGUCCAAGGCGCUGGAGCUGCGCGUCGCGACGCACGCGGACGGCGGCGACGAGGCGAGCCUCGUGGGGUCGUGCUGGCGCGCGUUCGUGCUAAGCUUCGUCGAGCUCGGCCCGCAGCCCCACGAGGAGGCCGCGCAGCAGAUCGCGCUCCUGCUGCUGAGCGCCCAGGGCCAGUUCUGCAUCCCCUACCUCGUGAGCUCGCUGCGGCUCGACAUCGUCAAGUCGCACGGCGAGAUCUAUAGGAGCCGGCCCGCGGAGCUCGAGGCCGCGGCGCACCUGGGUUUGGAGGCGUCCGAGGGCGCGUCGGGCGCGGGCGUCCGCGGCGCCCAGCACAACACGCGCGAGAUCGAGAUGGCGCUCCACGCCUUUUUGUUGAUGCUCCACUACCGCGCGAACUCGGGCGUCGGCAACGUCCAGGAGCAGACGCUGCCGCAGACGGACGUCGCGUGCGCCACGGUGAGCCACGCGGUCGACACGUGGGCGCUGGACAAGGUCGUGCUCGGGCUGAUGGGGCUGCCCCUCCUGGAGACGCCGUCGAUCUCGCUCAUGGCGCUCCUGUUCAGCUGCCAAGCCACGCGCGCGACGGUCCAGGGCAACGUCAUCGACUACGCGCUCAGCGGCGAGGGCGCGCGCUUCGCGCUGCAGCUGCGGUCGCUCCUGGUGCGCGUGGGCCAGUGGGUCGCCGCCCACCGCGACCUGCGCAAGAAGCGCAUCGUCUACGAGAAGCAGGUCACGCACGCCAAGGCCAUCGAGCUCCGGCAGACGAUGGCGACGGAGCAGCGGAAGAAGACGGGUAUUCUGUUUGGCGACGGCCACAAGCACGCCAAGGGGCCCGACGCGGCGACGAACCUGCACGUGGCGCUGGCCGUGGGCAAGUUCAAGACGGGCCGCGAGAAGGCCAAGGCCCGGGCCAUCAAGGAGGCCGCGGCGCACGUGCCCUCGGAGGUCGCGAAGGCGCGGAACCAGUCGCGCGCGCCGGGGCUGGAGCACCACAAAAAGGCGCGGCUCACGUCCGAGGCCCACGUGGGCAACUCGCUCAAGAAGGCGCGCAUGACGUCGGAGGCGAACCUCGCGGGGCCCGGCGGCGGGCCGCGGCGGUCGAUGGUGAAGCACGCGGGUCUCGGCGGGUCCCUGGGCCGGUCGUCGGUCAUCAAGGAGCGGGCCUCCAUGGUGUCCUUCGCGGGCGGCGGCGUCACGAGCCGCCAGCGCACGGGCUCCAUCGCCGGCGCGGGGCCGAACCGGCGCCGGAGCUCGCUCGCGUCCGCGGCGAAGAUCGCGGGCCCCGCGAACAUCUUCGGCGAGGGGUCGUCGACGGCCAUCGCGUCGGCGCUGAGCCGGCGCGGCACCAUGUCGGCGCUGCCGGGCCACGGCGGCUUCCGCGGGGGCGCCCUGCCGGGCAAGUACGUCACGCCGCCGCCGAGCGGCCAGUCGACGCAGGCGGAGCAGCUGAGGGUCAUGGCCGCGGAGCUCGACGCGGCCGAGGCGAGGUCCAAGUCCGAGGGGGGCAUCGCGCGCGACGCGCUGCGCUUCGUGCUCAUGCUCGUGAGCGAGGCGCCGCGGCGCGUCCACGACUACGUGCGGUCCGCGUCGUACGAGGGCGGCGUCGCGCCCGGCGAGGGCGAGCCGUCGUGCCUCCUGGAGCACCUGGUGCGCCUGCUCCAGGUCUUCACGACGGAGACGGCGUCCUACGACGAGGACUCGGCGGACUGCACGGAGACGCUCUGCGAGAUCCUGUUCUGGCUCACGAAGGGCAACCCGCGGAACCAGCUCAUGGUCGUCCAGUACGGCUACAUGGACAUCGCGUCGACGCUCCUGCGGAACGUGACCUACUCGCUCCACCAGGUGUCGCGGGCGCAGACCCCGUUCGCCGACCGCACGGGGUCGCUGCUGCGCCUCGGCCGCGGGUCGCUGCGCGACGACGACCAGGCGCCGCGCGCCGCGGAGCGGCCCGAGCGGCGGAAGCGCGACUCGGCGUCGAAGAUCGGGGGGCUCCGCGGCGGUGGCCGGCGGGGCUCCGACGGCGGGCGGCGGGGCUCCGACGGCGACGCGCGGGCGACCCGGCGGCGGGGGUCCGAGGAGCCCGCGCGCGCGUCGCGGCUCUUCCAGCUCCGGCGGCUCCAGCCCGCGCGCGAGAACCAGGCGGUCCACAACGUCCGCGAGCCCGUGCUGCGCACCGUGCUCGAGAUGCUGCGCGAGCGCGACAUCGUGGGCCUGUCGACGAUCAUGAAGGACUCGGCGGCGCUGCUGCGCCAGCUCACGCACGCGAUCAAGCUCGGCCUCGCGAUGGCGCGCGCGAACACGGCCGUCGCGGCGGAGGCGGACGUGCUCGAGGAGUCCUACCUGGCGUUGGUGGUCCUAAAGACCCUGGCCCAGGUCGCGAAGCUCCACGCGUCGCGCCACGUGCGCCUGCGGCUCAAGCGCGUCUGCGGGACGUGGGACUUCGACGCGUUCUGCCACCAGCUGCGCCACGAGCUCCGAUCCGUGCGCAACGACACGCUGGAGCUGGAGCAGCACGUCGGGAGCGUGGAAUUGGCCAUGGCCGACGGCUCCGUGACCGUGACCUUGUUUCGGCGGUCGCCGCUGGCCAUCGCGCUGCUCGCCAAGGCGACGUGGCGCGACGCGACGCUGGGUCGGCUCCGCGAGAUCCCGCGCGGCGUCGGGGUCUCGGAGAACAUGAAGGCGCGCGCCUUCUUCAAGAAGAUGAACGAGAUCGCCGUCGAGGCCCUCGACGAGGCCGAGUCCCAGUACAUGAUGGUCGCCAUCUCGCUCCUGCACAAGGCGCUCCUCGCGGCGACGCUCGCGCUCAACGCGCUCGUGCUCUUCGGGUACACGCGGAAGAACGCGCCGCGGGGCGACGCCGUCGAGGAGACCAUCGACGUGAACUUCGGCGGCGACGACACCUGGAGCGACGGCGACGACUGGUGGACCCACGACCGGAAGCUCCAGUACUCGUACAUCGACGUCGACGUGCUGCGGACGCCCCGGGCCCUGCGGAGCCUGCUGGGCGACGCCAUCAACGUCGACUUCGGCGUGCUCGCCUGGUACAUCGGCAAGGUCCACGUCGCCCUCGCGGCGCUCCAGGUCGUCGUCGCCGCGGCGCUCUACGACAAGGACGACGACGGCGACGACCGCCACGCGCGGCCCCAGGAGGCGCGCGAGGCCGUCGAGGACAGGGCGGCGGGCAAGGACCACUCGUCGGCGGACCUGAGCCAGAACUCGGGGGCCAUCGACGUCUACACGAAGCUCGCGGGGGACCUGGGCGCGCCGCUCGAGCACCUCUCGGCGCACCGGCGGCUCCGGCGGUGGCUGGGCAGGGCGCGGGCCUGGUUCCUGCGCCGGCUCGGCGUGCCCCUCUUCGGGUUGGCGGCGAGCGUCCUGGGCAACUUCCAGAGCCCCGUCUGGUACUCGGUCGUGCUCGUGCCCUACGUGCGCAACGACCGGACGAUCUCGUUCGUGACGCGCGCGCUGCGGCUGAGCUCCGCGAACCUGCUGCGGAUCCUGCUCUUCAUGGGCGUCUGCAUGUUCGCGGCGUCGGCCUUUGUGUUCAUCAGCUUCGGGCGGGUCCAGUGCGACAGCGUCUGGCAGUGCUUCCUCGUGGGCAUCACGAACGCGUUCCUCGGCGUCGCGCCGUUCGUGCAGCCGGACGAGUACACGACGCUCGGCGACGUGCCGCUCUACCCGCUCAUCGCGUCGAACCAGUUGUAUAUUUGGGAGCACUACAUGUCGGCGCUCUGGAUCGCGAUCAACGUGAUGGCCUUCAUCUUCUUCGUGCUGUUAUUCCAGGCGUUGAUCACGGGUAUUAUUCUCAACGAGUUCACGGCCAUGUACAUGGACCAGCAGAUGCUGAAGAUCGACAUGCGCGAGUGCUGCCUCGUCUGCUCCCUCACGGCGGACCGCCUCGAGCGCGCGGGCCACGACUUCCGCCACCACACGCGCCACGCAGGGCAGCAAAAGAGAGCGAAAUUCCCAACUUCAAAGGCUCCUAUCUCGGCCGUUUUCCACUCGCGCCACGACCACGACCCGCUCGAGUACGUGUCGCUCGCGAUCUCGCUCCGGGAGUGGUGGCAGAAGGGCACGCGCACCUUCACGGCCCACGAGACCUACGCGCUCAACUGCCUGCUCCAGGGCACGCCGACCAUGCUCCCCGUGCACACGUGCUUCGCGCUCAAGGAGACGGCGUCGAACGCCGCGACGGCCGGCGACGACGCCGCGCAGCGGCCCCGCGACGACGCCGACGCCGCCGGGCCCCGCGGGGCGCCGCCCGCCGGCGACGGCGACGCGGGCGCACCGGGCGCCGGGGACGCGGCCGCGCCCGCGCGGCGCGCGUCGCGCGACGACGCCGGCGGCGGCGCGCGGAACUUCGAGUCGCAGCUGUCGCUGCUCGUGGACGCGGUCCAGCGCCUCGAGCACAACGCGCGGCGCGACGACGGCCACGCGCCGGCGGCCGACGACGACGGCCGCCACAACUUCGGCGGCGGCCGCGAGUCGACGUACGGCGCCCCCGACGCGCUCGCGCAGGCAAGCCACCACCGCGACUCCACGCGCGGCACGCGCGGCAAGUCCACGGGCGACCGGCCCAAGGGCGACGGCCGCGACCGGGGCUCGUCCCUCGGCGACCGGCCGCCGGGCGGCCGCGAGUCGCCCACGGCCGGCGUCGACGCGGCGCCGGCGCGGCCCCGCUCCCGCGAAGGGCGCUAA